This is a messenger RNA of Schistocerca nitens (vagrant locust), 4675 nucleotides long. RefSeq lists its product as uncharacterized. Lineage: Eukaryota; Metazoa; Arthropoda; Insecta; Orthoptera; Acrididae. The coding region runs from base 1 to 762 and encodes 253 amino acids. The record is from RefSeq and is a predicted model, not a curated record. The transcript is spliced from 3 exons.
AUGUGGCAGACGUACGCAGAAAACGAAAGAAUAAUUUUUUGUCACGUCUGUGUACUGGCAGCUGGCCGCUCUGAAAAUAAGAAGGAAAACGGCUGCGGUCAAGGCGAGAGACGCCGCGCUUCCUGCGGUUUCGCUCAACCGGCGGAGAGACUUCCUGUGCGCUCGUCGCUGUACUGGGACUGUUCUGCGUGCGACGCGCGCUGCGUCUGUCGCCACGUCAGUCAGCCUCGACAGCCGACGACGCGUCCAGCGGGCGUAGCUGCGUCGCCGCUGGCUCUGCUGGCAUCGAACGGGGCCUCCGUGCUGGACUGCGUCUGCAGCCACGUCGGCCGCAGGGGGCGCCCUCGCGGUGAGGGAGAGAGAGGUGUUUUCCUGCAGCUGUCAGCGCAGGGAAGUCACUGGACGUUGCAGGACCUCGACACGCCUUGCAUCGCGGUGCCGGUUGUGGCGCGCCUCGCACAGAGUAGCUGGAGACACGGACCACCGUGGCCUGCUGAGGGAGACAAGCAGCCCAGAGACGAGGAGGGGCGCGGCGGCGCCCCGGUGGCUGUUCGCGGCAUCAUCUGGACCUCUGGCAGGGGACUCAGCGGUGGCCUCGCGUGCCUUGUCGCUGCCGACUGCACCAACCCCUGCUCCGUGCACGGCUGCGGCCGACGUGCCAGCAGACGCAGUCCAGCAUGGAGGCCCCGUUCGAUGCCAGCAGAGCCAGCGGCGACGCAGCUACGCCCGCUGGACGCGUCGUCGGCUGUCGAGGCUGACUGAGGUGGCGACACACGCAGUGCGCGUCGCACGGAGAACAGUCCCAGUACAGCGACGAGCGUACCGGAAGUCUUUCCGCAGGAUGAAUAAACCACCGGAUCUCAGCCUCAUUCAUUUUUCCUUUCAGAAUGACCUGCUGCCAACACACAGUCGUAACAGAAAAUUAUUCGUUAGUUUUACGUGUACUUAUACUCUACGCUUUCAGAACGACAACGACUUCAACUAAAAGUUUUGUGGACCAUGUCCAGAAAUUCUGGUUUACUAUUCCGGCACCAAAAUCGUGAGGCCAGCCCUUCCUUCGCAUGAGCCGAAGGAUUAGGACCACUGCCCAGCGCGAGACAGAAUGCCAGCAGGAGGGGCUGUGGGAACGUGACGCGCUAAGGAGUGUGCCGAGUCGCGGCAGAGAAGAAUGUGGAGUAAUUCUAGAAACGGCCAGGGCUGCAAAGUGGGAAAACAGUUGACACAUGCGACUCUGACAAAGCACAGAGUGUUAUUAGCCGAUGCAUGGGAAUGAAACUGGUUGGAGGACAGAGAAACCACAGGAAGGAGACAAGGUGUCGGUAGGGGACGCCUUUUCGCAGGUUGUGGAGGUCAAAACCUUGCCCGCUCUGUAGUGCAGGAUUGGCGGUGAUCUGUGGCCAACCUGACGGCAGAGCACAACCCUGGUGCUGACGACCCUUACCUGUUACCGUGGUGGCACGACGAGAUCGUCAGCUGCGACUGCAGAGAGUACACCGAGUUUGAACAGUAGAUCAAUGGAGACCCGUCUCCAGAUAAACAGAUUUGUUUGAUACACCAGAUCGGUGGUCGUGUUGCUGAUACGCCAUCAUCGACGCGAGCAGCUGCAGCAGACCCCAGACGUGAGUCGGUGGGGAAAGUGUUAUGCUGUGUGGGACAUCCAUCUGGGCGUCCUCGAGACCUGUGGCAGUGUUUCAAGGCAUCAUCAAAGCUGUUUACUUGGGCAACAUUACUGCAGACCACCAGCACCCACUCAUGAGUGGUGUUUCGUUAACACCAAUACCAUCUUCCAGCCGAACAACUGUCUAUGCACAAUGCUGAAAUUGUCCUAUAGUGAUUUCUCUGCUCUCAUCCCGAUGCUUCGCAUCUCUGAAGCUAUUGGGUCUCAGGCCAACCCCCACAAAUAACUGGCCCAUAAUUUACAGUUAUUGCGUGACCUGUGCGCAUAUGUCUGCUGCUGUACACCUCCGUAAACCCACCGUGGGUUUGUCGAAAACAUGCCAUCCUGAAUGCCGGCUGUAUUGCAUUCCACAGAUCGACCAACACGCCAUGUGUCUCAUACAUUUACACAUGGUCAAAAUAUUUGAUCGGCUUGCUUACGAUUUCGUGGGAUUUGGAUUCUAUAACACCAACACUUCAUGCUACUCAUCAUUUUCACUAGUUCAUAAAUAAUGUUUUAUUUCUAUUUUCCACAUAAUUUGUUAAUAUUCACGUUAACUUGUAAUUUAGCAUUUAAUAUGUACAUUUUCUGUAUGUGAACUGUGACAUAUUGUAUAGUGUAUAUAUUAUUCGUCCGUUUUGUUACAGUCCUAGAUACAUUUUUUUUUCUCAAACUGAAUGAAUAGAUGCGAGUUGCUGUUUUUUUUAGUUGUACGAUACCAUUUUUGUUUUCAUUUGUGCAGUACCUCAUUUUUUGCACAUGAACAUGGGUUUUCAUUGUACUCAUCCAGUAUCUCUGGUUUUUAUCCUAUGUCCCAUUUAUAAGAAUAUUCGGUAUGCUUUCUAUGUAAAAGUAUGGGCAGCCUAGAAAUACAGCAAAGCUGGUAAUAUUAACGAACGAAAAUGAAUGAGAUGUGACAUCUCGUAAACUGAAAACAAUUUAAUGAAAUAAAUUAUUGCAAGAACUCUAAUUUCGUUGAGACCAUCACAAAAUCACAGAGAAUAUUUUGUUUUAGUGACUGAAGAUAUACACUGAAGAGCCAAAGAAACUUGUACACCCGACAAAUACAUCGUGUAGGGCCCCCGCGAGCACACACAAGUGCGGCAGCAAGGCGUGGCAUGGCCUAGACUAAUGUGAGGAGUAGUGGUGGAGGGAACUCAAAUCAUGAAUCCUGCAGCGCAGUCGAUAAAUCCGUAAGAAUACGAGGGGAGGGGGGGGGGGAGAUCUCUUCUGAACAGCACGUUGCAAGGCAUCCCAGAUAUGCUCAAUAAUGUUCGUGUCUGGGUAGUCUGGUGGCCAGCGGAACUGUCCAAAGUCAGAAGAGUGUUCCUGAAGCCACUCUGUAGCAAUUCUGGAUGUGUAAGAUGUCACAUUGUCCUGUUGGAAUUGCCCAGGAAUGCACAAUAGGCAUGAAUGGAUGCAGGUGAUCAUUCAGGACGCUUGCAUAUGUGUCACCUGCCAGAGUCGUAUCUAGACGUGUCAGGGGUCCCAUAUCACUCCAGCUGGACACGCUCUAAACAAUUACAGAACCUUCACCACCUUUAACAGUCCUCUGCUGGCAUGCAGAGUCCAUGAAUUGAUGAGGUGGUCACCAUACCCGUACACGUCCAUCCGCUCGAUACAAUCUGAAACGGGACUCAUCCGAUUAGGCAACACGUUUCCAGUCAUCAACAGUCCAACGUCGGAGUUGAAGGGCCCAGGUGAGGUGUAAAGCUUUGUGUUGUGAAGUGGAAAAGGGUACAAGAGCGGGCCUUCGGCUCCGAAAGCCCGUAUCGAUGAUGUUUCGUUGAAUGUUUCGCACGCUGACACUUGUUGAUGGUCCAGCACUGAAAUCUGCAGCAGUUGGCGGAAGGGUUACACUUCUGUCACUCUGAAUUAUUAUCUUGAGUCGUCGUUGGUCCCGUUCUUGCAGGAUCUUUUAGCGGCCCCAGGGAUGUCGGAGAUUUGAUAUUUUACCGGAUUCGUGACAUUCACGGUACACUCGUGAAAUGGUCGUACGGCAGAAUCCCCGCCUCAUCGCUACCUCGGGGAUGCUUUGUACCAUCGCUCGUGCACCGACUAUAACACCACGUUGAGACUCAUUUGAACCUUGAUAACCUGCCACUGUAUCAGCAGUAACCGAUCUAACAACUGCGUCAAAACUUGAGUUAUACAGGCGUUCCCGACCGCAGCGCCGUAUUCUGCCGGUUUACAAACAAAUACCUCUGUAUUUGAAUACGCUAGCGCAUACCGGUUUCUUUGGCGCUUCAGUGUAUAUUGGUAUAGGGGGAAACAUUGUUCUCCGAAAUAUGUUACGAGAUUAUUAAUUUAUACACUGCACACGUUGGAUUCACAAAUUAUACAGCGAAGUAUGUUAUACUAUAUACUACGUUAUACAGGGCUAUACUAUUCGAUAAAACCGUUGGAAUAGACUGUUCAACGUGGAUGACCUAUAACUGUGAAGUGAAACUACAUAAUAUAUUUAUAUUUCAAAUCACAAUCCCAGUAGUUAUUGGUAACUAUCUUAUAGAUUUAAUAAAGCAUCCAACAUCUGACCACAGAAAAGUUUUAAAUAUUUCUUGGCUAAAAAACAUGGCAUUACCAGCUGGAGACGAUUACAGAAUGGAUCGCUGCUCGAUCCCUGAACAGCUCUUUUUAGGUUGUAAGGUGGUCAUGUCAUUUUGAGUUUUUUGUGUUGUCGAUGUGCAUGCCAGAGAGAGAGAGAGAGAGAGCAUGUUACGUUACUGUUAAGCAAUCUGUGCUCCUGUCGUGGUGCGGUCUUUGCCUCUGCGCAGUCUGAUUCAUUCUUAGUUGAAGUGUGGUAGUUGAUGGACGUGUUCAGUGGUGCUGCGUCGACUUGUGAUGGAGUCUGUUAGAUGAAGGAAGAACGAUUGUAAAGGACAGCAAGGGUGAAUAUGAUGUAUAUGUUGGUAAAUCAUUGUUCACUUUGUUAAGCAUGGUACUGUUCAGACCAAUGUUAUGUGUACAGACGACGCGAGAUUUUACUCUAUCUUUUUGAAUAAACACUUCUCUAAAAUC